UUUUUUUUUUUGGUUGAAACACUUAUAAAAGCCUUUUCAGAGUGCUGUAUUAUUCAUUUAGCUGUAUGUUUCUGUUUGUAAUCAUUAAGAAAUACACAGGCUUUGCAUAAAAAAGUGUAAUUGUCAUAAUUUAAGGUUAGAACCCAUCAAACACUCAGGGGAAGACUCUGGGAUAAGUAAGAGUUAAGGAUUGUGUGUAAAAACAGAUCCCUUCCGGUGGGCCUGUCUAGCCCUGUGUGUUCCUAUGAGUCACGCCUCCAGCUCUGCAACAUCUCACACAGCUCCAGCUGCUCCCAAACACGACAUUCAGCUCCAGAGGGGCUCCAGGACGGGGCGAAGUAGCACUGCUAACACCCAUACACUUGUCACUGCUUGGGAACCUUAGCUACUGAAUGGAAAAAGGCUGAAGAUGAGUCCAUUCCUUGUCCUACUCCUUUUGUCCGGGGCUGCUCUAGGGCUCCAAGAUGACGAUAUGCUGGAGAAAAAUGAAUCUGCUGUACCCAAGACAUUUCGGGGAAAGAAAGAUGGUGGGGACUAUGAACAGCUUUCCCAUAGCAUUAUCCACGGCCUUCCAGAGACCACUACCAACAACCAUCUUCUUCUAAGAAUCUCCAGCGAUAACGCCUUUAAAGUUGCCAACAAAAACACCAUCAAAGUCAGCAACUUGACCUUGGGGUACCUGAGUGGCAAAGUAAGCAGGGCACUGAUCCCAGGCAUUUAUAUCAUUGUUGUGCUCAUUGGAGUACCAGCUAAUGCCAUUGUGUUGUGGAUGUUGUUCCAUCAGGUGACGUCUGUGUGCACAACUGUGCUCUACGCCAGCUUAGCAACCUCUGACUUGCUCUAUUGCCUCAUGCUGCCCUUCAAGAUAGUUUAUCACUUAACUGGCAACAACUGGAUUUUUGGAGAAACCAUGUGCCGGACUAUGACAAUCUUCUUGUACUUUAACAUGUACUGCUCUAUUUUGCUCCUGAUGUGCUUUAGCAUCAGCCGCUAUGUUGCCAUUGUCCAUCCAUUUAUAUACAGGAGCUUGCCUAAAGGGACCUAUACGGUGCUUCUGUGCCUGCUUGUGUGUACCAUUGCACUGGUCUACAUGAUCCCAUUUUUCAUAACCAGGCAAACAUAUCACUUGAAAGAGCUGAAUAUCACAACCUGCCAUGAUGUGUACGACGUUUCCGGCGACGCGUUUCAGUUCUAUUACUUCAUAUCGAUGGUGGUCUUCGGAUUUCUGAUACCGUUUUCUGUCGUGGCUUUCUGUUACUUCUCCAUCAUCAGAGCCCUCACCGCUAAUGAGCAAAAAAGGUUCUGGUAUGUGAAAAUAACCGUCCUGUUUUUCAUCAUAUUUGCACUUUGCUUCACUCCGAGCAAUUUAAUCCUGCUCAUCCACCAAGUGCGCUAUCACCACAGUCACAAUGACGACAUGUAUGGUAUUUACCUAAUGGCUCUGUGCUUAACCAGUUUAAACAGCUGUCUGGAUCCAUUUCUCUACUUUCUCAUAUACAAAAAGGUGAAUGCCUCAAAAAACUAUAACACUAUACUGAAAAUCAACACUGAGACUCAAGCAAAGCUUUUACCUUCCUAACUGCUGGACUCCCCACCGCACAGACCCGGUCCCUAGCUCUCCCACUCCACCUGCUGGCCAGAGUUGCAUUGCAAAAACUAGGAGUGGUAGGAGCAAAACCAAAAAAGUUAAUUUAACCUAAAAAUGCAUUAUUGUUCAUAAAAAACAUCUUAUGGAAUAAUGUAACUUUUUGUAAAACAUCUUAUGGAAUAAUGUAACUUUAAAAGUUUUGUGUGUAUGUGUGUGUGUAUAUGUGUGUGUGUAUAUGUGUGUGUGUGUUUUUAUUUGUGUGUUUUGUACUCAGAUUACAUAGAAGAGAGACAUUGGUAAAUUGGGACCUCACUUACUAAGAAUUGGGCAAGGUUCCCACCCCCAUCCCCAAAAAGGCAUCAUAAUUAUGAAAAUGCUAAAAAAAAUAAUGUCUAUGUUAUUAUAGGUGUUAUUAUAGGUGUCCUGGUGGAGAGGUAUGGACUUAAGCAGCCCUCCAUUUAUGACUGAUUCAGUAAGCUCAAAAACAACUGCUUGUGGGUGCAGAAUCCAAUGGGGGUCCUGUAUUAAUGACCACCAGGGUUCCUUUGCGACUAUAGUGCUUUAAAUCAAAAUUAAUUGACACAAAGUGCCACGCAUGAAAGGCACAGCUAUAUUCAUUCUAGUCAAUUUAAUCAAAUAAUUUGGACCCUAGCAACCAUGCAAUAAUUUGAAUAUAUAAAUAUAUAUAUAUAUAUAUAUAUAUAUAUAUAUAUACACACAUAUAUAUAUAUACAUACAUAUACAUACAGUCAAGAGAGAAAGCACUCACGGCAAAAACGUCUGAUUAAAGCAAAUACAAUGCUUUACUGCAUCACAGCAAUUUAGGAUAUAUAUAUGUAUUGAUACUGACAUGAAUCCAUAAAUUCUUUAUAUACAAGACCAGCACUCCCUUUAGUAAAAAAAUUAUAAUUUUUUUUAUUGUUGCAUAGUAUCAAUAUCCAACAUUUCGGCCAUUUUUCAAGGUUGAUACAAAGUAUAAUAAAACCAAACCUUAAAUACCCAUGUGCUAAUAUGUUGUUUGCAUUUAUGAGUUUGCAUUAUACAUUAAGAUUUCCUAUCUGAUACUACACUGUCUAUUUGACCCUCCAUUUCUGCACACUUGGAUUCUGAAUGUGACCUUGGUCGCACGGAACCACCCUGAGCAAACCGAGCCACCACGUGUACAGGCUACCUGUUAUUAUCAACUGUAAAUGUUACUUGCUGUCAUUGUUGUACCUUACUAUGAAGAUGUACAUGAUUUCUGCUCAGGAAAAUGUAUGUGUAGUAACGGAAACCUUCUCUUGGAAAUAUUGCUCGAAUAAAAAAUGUUGUUUUAAAAAAAAAAAUACCCAUGUGCUUCACAACAAGCCAAUCCGUGCUCAGGUGUCCAAUCUUCCAUUGAUUAAUUGGUUCUAGGAACCUCAGGUUAGAUAACAUUAUUGUUCAUGUGAAAACAUUUUUUUAAAAGGCAUAUCAAUAUGAUGAGUCAUACAUAUCCAAAAUAUCGUACUUUAUAAAUUUAUAAAUAUCCAAUAAAAGUUUUUUUGUUUAAAUAAAAAUGUCAAACCUUAUUAUCUCCACAAGGUGUCACCAGUGCGUUCUAAAAAAUAUUUAAACAAAAAACUUUUAUUGGAUAUUUAAUUAACCCCCCAGUCAAAUUUAGAGUAUAUUCGAAUUUAAUAGAGUUUAAAAAAGAAUUUGAAAUUCGUCCUUUAAUAAAUAUGCCUCUAUGUGUAGUUUUUAAGUGACAUCACAAUAUUUUUACAGUUUAUUCAUGGAUUCUGAAUAUUAUAUUAAUGUAUAUGAAUGGUUUUUGGUUUGUUUAUAAAUGUGUUAUGUAGCAGUGUUUGUAAACCUUUAUAUUUUAAUUCUUUAAUAAAAUAAAAUGGAUUUUUUUAAUAACA
This is a messenger RNA of Xenopus laevis (African clawed frog), 3471 nucleotides long. It is a transcript of the gene f2rl2.L, whose product is annotated as coagulation factor II (thrombin) receptor-like 2 L homeolog. Gene Ontology annotation, biological process: thrombin-activated receptor signaling pathway; positive regulation of Rho protein signal transduction; phospholipase C-activating G protein-coupled receptor signaling pathway. Gene Ontology annotation, cellular component: plasma membrane; membrane. Lineage: Eukaryota; Metazoa; Chordata; Amphibia; Anura; Pipidae. Gene Ontology annotation, molecular function: thrombin-activated receptor activity; G protein-coupled receptor activity. The transcript is spliced from 2 exons. Bases 410 to 1579 code for a protein of 389 amino acids. The record is from RefSeq and is a predicted model, not a curated record.